Messenger RNA from Pistacia vera, 2116 nucleotides. RefSeq lists its product as uncharacterized. Gene Ontology annotation, biological process: protein phosphorylation. The record is from RefSeq and is a predicted model, not a curated record. Lineage: Eukaryota; Viridiplantae; Streptophyta; Magnoliopsida; Sapindales; Anacardiaceae. The transcript is spliced from 3 exons. Bases 164 to 1963 code for a protein of 599 amino acids. Gene Ontology annotation, molecular function: ATP binding; protein kinase activity.
UCUCGAUCAAUCAGACUCACACCCCCAUCGUUUAUUUAUUACUCUCCACCCGCUCUCUGUCAGAAACCAAACCAGAAGAACAUGACCGACGUCACCCUAAAAUCUACUGCUACUAAUACUUAACACGACGCUUGAGUUCAACAUUUCGGAGUAACUCAACCCAAUGGCUGCAGCUCUCGAAUGCUGGUCGAGCCGGACCAGCACGGACGAGGACAUGGUGGAGCAAGUCUUGAUGCGGACCAACGACAGGUCCGAGGGAGCGCCGGAGACCUCGGCGGCGGUGGCGGCGGCGAAUAUCGGACCGACCAAGGAAUACUCUUCCGUUAUGCAGAAACGGUUUCAGCGGUUGAGUCGGAACGUGUCCGAGGCGAUUGCGUCGCUUAAGAAUACGUUGAAUCUGGACUCUGCGACAGCCGCAGGUGCUGCCGGAGGAGCACGUGACAACCAAACGGCAACGUCUAAGAUCGAGAGUUGUCGGAAGGUUGUUUGGGGGAGUGUUGUACGGAACUUGACGCAGUUGUAUCCUGGAAGUCAGUUACCGGAGAAGCUCGUCUCUAAUAUUAGAAAGCAUUAUGAUUCGUUGCCGCUCAGUUAUGCGCAAGCGGGAUUUGAUAUGAAAGAAGUGUUUUUACAUAUAAAAUUGAUAGAGCAAGCGUCAGGGGAUGAGCGUCCCGCUAUAAUGAUUCAAGAAGUGUCCGAUGAUGAAGUACAGGGUUCUGUAUUUAAGCUUACAUUUGCAUGUAACUCAUCAAUUUCAUGGCCAACGAUGUCUGGUGCAUUAGAUAACGCUUCUAUUUGUUGCAAGAAGAUACAGAUCUUUGAAAAGAAAGGCUUUACUCUUGGGGUUGUUCUUCUGUUAGUUCAAGCUGGGCACGAGAAGUCGUUUAAAUCAAGGAUUGAAAAUGCAAUUAAAUCGGCUAUUAAGAAGCCUAAACAAACAUCAGUGAAGCUCCCGUUUGGGCUCUGUGGGUGCCAAGAGGAGAAUGCGAAGGGGAGAGAUUUUGGAGAGAUUGAGGAGGAAUCUGGUGAGGAGAACUUUAGAAGUGGGGUUGAGAAUUUGAAUAUGAAAAUUCAGCUUCAGAUGCCGUUACCUACUUCUUCGUUUGUUGUAUCGGUUGAUGAAUGGCAGACGAUGCAAUCCGGUGGGGAAGAGAUUGGGAAGUGGCUGUUGAACUCAGAUAAUCUUGAGUUUAUUGACCAGAUUGGACCCAAUUCUUUUAAAGGAGUUUACAAGGGGAAAAAAGUGGGAAUUGAGAAGCUCAAAGGGUGUGACAAGGGGAAUUCGUAUGAGUUUGAGCUGAGAAAAGAUCUGUUGGAGUUGAUGACUUGUGGGCACAAGAAUAUUUUGCAGUUUUAUGGUGUUUGUGUAGAUGAAAGUCAUGGGCUGUGUGUAGUGACGAAGUUGAUGGAGGGCGGUUCAGUUCAUGACUUAAUGAUGAAAAACAAGAAGCUUCAGACUAAGGAGAUAAUUAGGAUUGCUGCUGAUGUAGCUGAAGGGAUCAAGUUCAUGAAUGACCAUGGUGUUGCAUACAGAGACUUGAACACACAAAGGAUUCUAUUGGAUAGACAUGGUAAUGCUUGCUUGGGGGACAUGGGUAUUGUCACUGCUUGCAAGAGUGUUGGUGAGGCAAUGGAGUAUGAAACCGAUGGUUACAGGUGGCUUGCUCCUGAGAUUAUUGCUGGUGACCCGGAGAGUGUUUCUGAGACAUGGAUGAGUAAUGUAUAUAGUUUUGGAAUGGUGAUUUGGGAGAUGGUGACUGGUGAGGCAGCCUAUGCGUCAUUUUCACCUGUGCAAGCAGCAGUUGGAAUAGCUGCUUGUGGUCUAAGGCCCGAGAUCCCCAAGGACUGCCCACAAAUGCUGAAAUCUCUCAUGACUAAGUGCUGGAACAAUCUCCCAUCAAAGCGCCCUCAGUUCUCUGAGAUUAUACAAGUAUUACUGCGGCCCAACAACAGUAAUAGGUAGAAAUCUUUAAAUUCCACAAAACAUAAUCUACUCUCCAGAUGUUUGUGUAAAAUAGGUCCCUUAUCAAUUUGAUUUUUUUUUUUUUUUUUUAUGCAUAAAUGUUGACUUGGGAAUUCAUAUAGCAGAAAUGAAGAUAUAAUUUCGUCAUUUUAA